AUGAAAAUCUUCACAUCGUUCCUCGCCGCAGCCUAUGCCAAGUCAGUCAUGCACCAGUCGGACGUGAAACGAGCACUGACCGGACAGUGGAUCUCGGACAUGACCGGUUCGCCGCGUCAUCGCCGAGCAGACAUUGACGGAGAAGCCGGAUUCCGACCACUGGCUACUAUGAUGCUCUAUUUGCAGAACUUUGGCUCCGACUCUACAAAUCCAGCCACACUUGCUGACUUUGAAAGCGAGCUCACAACUCUUGAAGGAAAAAUGACCAACUACGGAUGCUACUGCUGGAUUCAAGGCACAGCCGACGGCGUCAUCGGCGGUGGAAAGACCAAGGACAUGGUUGAUCACCACUGCAAAGAACUCUACAGAUGCUACAAGUGCGUCCUCAAUGAUUACUCCGCCAACUACACCGAUGUUGCCUACAGUGUCGAUUUCACCGAAGACGCCGCCGGAAACAGACAACUCGACUGCUCGAACAACCCAAAACAGGACGGUGAAAACGUUUGUGAAUGCGACAAACGAUUCGCCGAAAACAUUGCUAAAGCCGAACAGGACUGCGCUGCUAACGAGCCCGAUGACGAGCUCUGGGGAAGCCACUGCAUGGACGAGCAAUUCCGAACUAUCAACGGCGGCGGCUCUUUCAACCCACAGGACAAUGCGUCCUGCGACAAGCAGUUCCACGGUCACGACAAACAGAACUGCUGUGGAUUUUACCCCAACAGAUACCCAUACGAUGUCAACUUCAGCGAAUGCUGCCGAAGCCAGAGCUUCUUGGAUAGCGAGAACUUUGUCGAAAACUUUUCAGUAGUGCCAGCCGGUCAGUGCAGCGGACGAGGAGGCGAGGUCGUCGUCAACGAGGAAGGAAACCCCCACGUGUACUCAGUCGUCGGCGAGAACUAA
Messenger RNA from Oikopleura dioica, 900 nucleotides. The record is from the annotation of a GenBank genome assembly. NCBI's taxonomy places the organism in Eukaryota, Metazoa, Chordata, Appendicularia, Copelata, Oikopleuridae.